This is a messenger RNA of Volvox carteri f. nagariensis, 411 nucleotides long. RefSeq lists its product as uncharacterized. The record is from RefSeq and is a predicted model, not a curated record. Bases 1 to 411 code for a protein of 136 amino acids. NCBI's taxonomy places the organism in Eukaryota, Viridiplantae, Chlorophyta, Chlorophyceae, Chlamydomonadales, Volvocaceae. The transcript is spliced from 2 exons.
AUGUGCACGACAGGGCCUGAGCUCCUCUUGUGCCGGCACCUGCCGACCGGCCGUGACCUGGCCCGACGAGGCCCGGUGGAGGCGGCGGGGGAGGCGGAGGGGGAGGCGGCGGCGAAGGUGGAGGUGGUGGUGGCGGAGGGGGAGGCGGCGGGGGAGGGACAGGAGGCGGGGGAGGCGGAGGGGGUGAAGGGGAAGGCGGAAGGGGCGGCUGAGGGGGUGGAGGGGGAGGCGGGGGAGGUGGAGGGGGGUGUUCAGGACCAGACGGGGUUGGGGGAGGCACUCCCGGCGGAGGCGUUCCCGGCGGAGGCGAACCCGGCGGAGGCGCCGCCGGUGUUUCCACCAGUGCGACCACUGGAGAGCGCCGUGGUGGGGGCUUGCGGGCAGGAGCGCCUACGGAAGGAGCGGACGUAG